Messenger RNA from Liolophura sinensis, 5026 nucleotides. RefSeq names its product ras GTPase-activating protein 1-like. Gene Ontology annotation, molecular function: protein binding. The record is from RefSeq and is a predicted model, not a curated record. Gene Ontology annotation, biological process: regulation of GTPase activity. NCBI's taxonomy places the organism in Eukaryota, Metazoa, Mollusca, Polyplacophora, Chitonida, Chitonidae.
AGAAGGAGCGAUGGAGGGAGGGGAUGAAUUUGAUCCUUUCCCUGGGUUUUAUGAAUUAUGUAUUGAAGAGCACGAAGGUAUUGAUCUGAAUGCACCCCCAGAAAACCAGUGGUACCAUGGCCGACUGGACAGAACAACAACGGAGGACAGGUUACGUGUGGCGGGACAGCCUGGCAGUUACCUCAUACGAGAAAGUGACAGAAAGCCGGGUUCGUAUGUACUCUCUUACCUGGGCAAAACAGGAUUUAACCAUUUCAGGAUAACAGCCAUGUGUGGAGAUUACUACAUUGGUGGUCGUCAGUUUGACUCGCUCUCUGAUUUGAUCGGCUACUACACAGGGGUGUCAUAUUUACUCAAAGAUGAACGACUUCAGUAUCCAGUGCCGCCACCAGAGCCUGUUGAUGACAGACGGAAAGUCAAAGCAAUUCUGCCUUAUCGCGGGAUGCCAGAGACAGAUGAACUCAACUUUGAUAAGGGGGAUGUGUUCACAGUUCACAACGAACUGGGGGAUGGCUGGUUGUGGGUCACAUCCCAAAGGACACGCGAGGACGGCCUCGUCUUUGAAGAACUAGUCGAAGAUUUAAAUGGAAACAUUGACCCUGUGGAAAGUUUGUCGUAUUUUCAUCCAAACAUAACAAAAGAGGAUGCAGUGCAAAGGCUUGGGCAAGCGGGUCAGGGAAGUUUCCUUGUGCGGCCCAGUGACCACUCUCCAGGCGACUAUUCCUUGUUCUUCCUCUGUAACAAGACAGUACAGCGGUUCCGAAUAGAGAAACAGGGUCGGCAGUACUACAUGGGGGGUCGCUACUUUGACACCCUGGAUGCUAUCAUUCAGCGCUACACUAAGGAGCAAAUCAUGGAGGGCUACACUCUAGCAACGCCUGUAAUUAGGGAGAUAUUUGACAGUGAAUCAGAGAAGAGUGUUGCCCAGGAUUACAAACGUAGUAAAUCCAUCUAUGAAACAAUUCGACACAUGUCUGGUCCUAGUCUAGUCACUAAUAGGAAUGACAAGAUCAUCAUGAGGGGAUGGCUCAGCAAGAAAAGUCAGAAAACAAAGAAAUGGAAACAUUUCUUCUUUGUUCUCAACGGCACUGAACUUCAGUUGUAUUUUUUUGAGAAUGAGAAGAGGUCCAAACCAAAAGGCCUUAUAGAUUUAAGCUACAGUUCCUUGUACCCCGUUCAUGAUAGCCUGUUUGGAAGACCAAACUGUUUCCAGCUGGUGAUGAAUGGGCUGAACACCUAUUCUGUGUACUACCUCUGCGCAGAGAAUGCUGACAUUGCCCAGGACUGGGUGCAUUCUCUGAAGCCAUAUUGUCAGAAUACACAGGCAAAGAAGCACCCCAGCAUCUCAUCAGCAUUGAAAGAACAACGGAGUUUGUUGAUUUACAUCUGUGACGCCCACCGCCUACCCCUCCGACAAGUGCCCCACCCCUACUGUGUGCUAUCCUUAAAUAACGUCAAGGUGGGGCGCACACAGGUUGGGGAGGGCACGGAUCCCAUCUGGUCAGAGGAGUUUAUUUUAGAUGACAUUCCUGCUGAUAUUGACAGUGUUUCAGUGGCAAUUUACAACUAUUCAAAAAGAUCAAAAGACACAGAAUUAUUUCAAAUGACAAAACAGCUGUGUAGUUUAACAAGUGGGGAGAUGUAUGAUGAAUGGUUUGACCUACACCCUAUCCAGCUGACGUGUCGAGAAGGCGGGGCAAUCCGGGUGCGCUUACGUUACCUGCACGAAGUCAUUAUGCCUGUCAAGGAGUACACUAGUCUAAAAGAGCUCAUCCUUAGUCCUGAUCUAAAGAAUGUGAUGGCCAUCUCCAGUGUUGUCGGGGGCAACGAUGCCGCCUUUGCUAAAGCGUUGUUGCGGAUAUUCCGUCGGGAGCAGCAGGAGGCAAUGUUAUUGAGGACUGUUAAUGAGAAGGAAAUAGAAAAAGAAGAAUUAGUAUCAACAUUGUUCAGAGGGACUUCCUUAGCAACGACUUUGAUGGACCAACAUAUGAAAAUGACUGCCAUACCAUUUAUACAUGAAGCUCUCAAGGAUGCUGUGGUCAAAAUAGUGGAGAGCAAACACUCGUGUGAGUUAAAUCCAGAGAUGAUGGACAACGCUCAAGAGCUAGAAGCCAACAAAGAACACUUCCUUAACCUUAUGAAUGAUCUUGUUGAACACAUCUUUAAGUCAACAGAUCACUGUCCUCUAGUGCUACGAUAUAUAUGUGGAUGUCUACAGAAGAAUGUCCAGGCAAAAUGGCCAAAUGACCCCACUGUCAAAACCAGGGUUGUUAGCUGUUUCAUUUUCCUCCGGCUUUUGGUGCCAGCAAUUCUUAAUCCUAAGGGCUUUAAUUUAGUAGGAGAAACUCCCUCAGAAAUGGCAUACAGGGCCUUAAAGCUGGUAGCCAAAUCACUACAAAACUUGGCCAAUCUUGUUGAGUUUGGUGCCAAGGAGUCUUUCAUGACGGUCAACAAUCUUUUUAUAAAAAGAAACAAACAAAGGAUGGUAAUGUUUCUAGAUGAACUUUCAAAUGUGCCAGAUUGUCCUAACAGACGAGAAAGAGUGUCGGGGGAACAAGGUCGUGACCUUGCCAGCAUCCAUCAGAUAUGUGCCUCACACGUAGACGAACUCAGGAAACUCAGCGAUACACCGAAUUCUUCUGCACUGAAGAAGCUGGUGGCAAUAACUGAUAUGUUGACCAAUCACAAAAGACAAUACAUGGGUGACACUACGUGAUUUUGACCAAUUGGAUGUAUGUUGCAUGAAUGAGAAUUGAAGAAAGGGCAGCUACAGAGGACAGCAUCUCUAAAAGUCGUUUUAUUUUCCUGUCACUGUGUAAUGGAUGUAGGGAACGUGAAGGAGCGAGAAAGAUGAACAAGAUGUGUUCGUGCGGGAGAACAUAUGAAUACAUAAGUCAUAUAUUUAUCACAAGGGACUCAUCUGAUAAUUUACAUAUUUAAUGAGCAGUAAGGUGUACAAGAUGAGUUAGUUCUCACAAGUCUAAUUAGUCUCUGCUCAUCAGGUAGGACCCUUCUCAUACUGACUUAAAAUUCGUGGAUAUCCCCAGAUGCCUUACAUAGAAUAAACCAGUGAAUGCUGUCGGGACCAAGGAGCGCCCAGAUUUGAACCAGUGUUUUACCACUGUGGUACGAGUGCACCGAAUGGGACCAGUGACUGUUUGGGACUAAGCUUGCCUGAUAUAAACCCGUAUGGAGAUGCGGAUGUGUCCAACAAGAAUAGCGACCAGUAUGUGGAUUUGAGUGUACUUAUUGGGACCAGUGAGUGCUUGGGGCUAAGCUUGCCUAGUAUGAACCUGUGUUGAGACCAGGUUGUGUACAACAAGAACAGCGACCAGUAUAUGAGCUUGAGUGUACCUAUAGGGAUUGGGACUAAGCUUGCCUGGUAUGAGCCUGUAUUGAGACCAGGUUGUGUACAACAAGAACAGCCACCAGUAUAUGAGCUUGAGUGUACCUAUAGGGAUUGGGACUAAGCUUGCCUGGUAUGAACCUGUGUUGAGACCAGGUUGUGUACAACAAGAACAGCAACCAGUAUAUGAGCUUGAGUGUACCUAUAGGGAUUGGGACUAAGCUUGACUGGUAUGAACCUGUAUUGAGAUUUGGAUGUGUCCAACGCGAACAGUAUCCAGCAUGAGGGCUUGAGUGCACCUGUUGGGACUAGUGAGUGCUAGGGGCUAAGCAUGCUUAGUUUGACCCUGUAUUCAGACUCAGGUGUCCAACAAGAACAGUGACCAGCAUGCGGACAUGAGUGUACCUGAUGGGACCAGUGACUGUUUGGGGCUAACCUUGCCUUGUGUGACCAUGUGUUGAGACUUGGAUUUUUCAACAGGAACAGUGACCAAUAUGUGGACUUAGUGCACUGAUUGGGACCAGUGACAGCAGAGGGAGUCCAAUGUGCCCAAGGAGUCCACUGACCAUUGUUGGGACCAAGGGAAGUUGAAUGCGAGCAAUCACAGACAGUAGUGUGAACCAUGUAAUACAUAUAUGGAGGAUUCCUGGCACUUCACAGGUCAGGUCAUAGUCAUGUGAUCAACUUCACAUCUCAUGUGAUGGUGCAUAUGAUCAGUUGCCAUGGCAACAAAAUGGUGGCUGAGCAUGAAAAGGUGCAAACAGUGCAAACAUGUUAUGGGAUUUCUCAGAAUGCUGACAGAGAUGUAUCAUGUUGAUGAUCGAACACACAAUGGGGUCAUGAACUGGAGAAAGAUAAACGUAUUGGGAAAUACUGCUGAUUAAGGAGAGAGAAAGAGAGAUAGCGAUCAUUUUCACCCAAAAUGAUGGCUGCCACUUCAGUGAUAGUUUGAAGAGAAGGAAAGUCUUAUUACACCCAGCACAGAAGAAAAUGGUGGCCUAAAAUUUUAUAAAAAGAGUGCUUAAUAAGAUCCUGUGAUAAUCAUGGGGAGCUACCGUGUGUUAGGAUUGAUGUAAAAAGUCUUGAGGAUCUGCAGGACAAGAAGAUUUGCAUGUGGGGUAUAGUUCCUGUACAUUGAUGAUAUCUGCCAUGCAACAACAACACAAAACGUGGGAAUUGUGCCACUGUCUUCUCUCCCCAGUCAUGUCAAUGGAGACUCAAAUAUGGAAUAAUCUGGCCCUUAUCACAAAACUUCGUAAAUUGAUUUUUUUGUAACUUGUUCAAAAAAUAAUGUCGCCUUAAUUAUGGCACUAUAAUCAAGGCAAAAGUUACAAGAAGUACGGCUUAUGAGUUUUGGAAAAGUUGCGUCGGUAUGAUGUUGAGGAAUCCACAAUCCCAGUAAUAAGUUGUAGAUAUGCAAGAGUGUUUUAGGAAAUGGAGACAUGUUAAUGAUGUGAGAAAUCAUUCUGAAAGCCGAUAUUCAUUUCUGAUAUCACUAGACGUGUCAGUGAAAGAAAGUCAUCAUGAAUGGCAAUGUGGAAUGUGCAUUUAGAUUCUACAGAACAACAUUCUGACGCUAUCUGCAGCUUGUAAAAGCUAGAUGUCUCCUUCAGAAAAGCACAGGAAUACGUGCAUGGCAGACAGUUGCAAUGUGGUACGUUUUCUUAUGGCCUAUGAAUG